UUUGGGCUGGCUCGUUCGUUCACAGAGGGAGGGAGAAAGAGAGAAAGAGGAGGACGAGCAUCGCUUAUCUACAGACACAAUCAUCAUCGCAUCACUGAGCCACCAGCAAGCAAAAGGAAUAAAUGUGCGAUCGCCACGUCGUGUCACCGUUACAUAACGUGCUAUGGUCGUUUGUAGAAAUGAAUGUAUAUUGAAGGUGUUACCGUGGGCCAGAGGUACGGCUAAAGCGCGUAGCAGUGGCGUUAGCUCGUGGAGGAGGACCUGUUCUUGCACACCACAGUCUGCGAUGAUUGGACACUGCCUGACUCGAUCAGCCAACUUGUGCAUUUAAUUGGACGACUGCCUGCUUAAGAGCUGAUUGUUGACACGGAUGCCAUGACUUAGAGACACGCCCGAAACCGAGAUGGAGAAAAAGAAACCGUGUCCCCGCCUCUUGGACUACCUGGUGGUAGUUGGAGCCAGGCAGCCCAGCAGUGACAGUGUUGCACAAACACCUCAGCUGCUGAGACGCUACCCCCUAGAGGACCACACCGACUUCCCUCUGCCACCUGACGUUGUCUUUUUCUGCCAGCCUGAGGGUUGCCUGAGCAUCCGCCAACGCCGGGUCAGCCUUCGUGAUGACACGUCUUUUGUCUUCUCCCUGACUGACAAAGACUCGGGCAUCACACGUUAUGGAAUCUGCCUUAACUUUUACCGCUCUUUCCAGAAGGGGCAUCACCGCCCACGGGCCGAAGGAAAAGGAGACAAACCCCCUCAGACAGACCCUGCAGUGGAAGCUACAGAAAAGUCUGACCCCUCCACAUUGACACUCCCUGGGGAAUCCACAGUGCCCCCUACAGGAGAUGGGACUUUACCACCAGGCGAGAUUGGCAACGACGGAAAGUCGCCUCGGUCCAAACGCAGUGGCCGAGUGGUACCACAGAACCGGAACAGCACAUUAACGUCCUUGUGUAUUGUGAGCCACUACCCUUUCUUCUCUACAUUCAGGGAGUGUCUCUACAUCCUCAAGCGUAUGGUGGACUGCUGUAGCCAGCGGCUUAACCAGAGACCUGGUGCCGGCAAGGCCACACAACGGGACACAAUGUGGCGUGUGUUUACCGGCGCCCUCUCUGUCGAGGAAAAAGAGAAGGGCAGUCUUGUUUUACAAGACCUGAGGGAGAUUGAGUCAUGGAUGUAUCGGCUGCUGCACUCCCCGGUGCCCGUUGCCGGUCAGCGACGCGUUGAUGUAGAAGUCCUCCCUCAUGACUUGCAGCCAGCGCUGACCUUUGCCCUUCCUGACCCCUCUCGAUUUAGCAUCGUAGACUUUCCUCUCCACCUGCCUCUGGAGCUGCUUGGGGUUGAUGCUUGUCUGCAAGUCCUGGCCUGCAUUCUCCUGGAGCACAAGGUGGUACUGCAGUCCCGGGAUUACAAUGCUCUGUCUAUGAGUGUCAUGGCAUUUGUGUCCAUGAUUUAUCCCCUUGAGUAUAUGUUUCCUGUCAUUCCACUGUUGCCCACCUGCAUGGCCUCUGCAGAACAGCUUUUGCUAGCGCCCACUCCGUAUGUUAUUGGCGUCCCUGCCAGUUUCUUUCUCUACAAGGCGGACUUUAAGAUGCCCGAUGAUGUUUGGUUGGUGGAUCUGGAUUGCAACAAGGUCAUCACUCCUACCAAUGCAGAAAUUCUCCCUCCUCUGCCCGAACCUGAGGCCUCCGAGCUGAAGAAACACUUGAAACAGUGUCUGGUAAGGUUGACUGUGAUCACCCAAAAGCAGAUCUUCGCCUCCGAUACCAAGGCUCUGGCUAGCAUGAGCCUGAACACUCAGCCCAUUCUGAAUCUGGAGAAGUUUCAAGAGGGGCAGGAGCUGUCCCUGAUGCCCCCUGGCCGUGACAAAGCUUCUCCCUCCUCCACUGAGUUUAACCCACUCAUCUACGGCAAUGACGUGGACUCUGUGGACGUUGCCACAAGAGUGGCAAUGGUGAGGUUCUUCAACUCUCCAAAUGUGCUACAAGGGUUCCAGAUGCACACCCGCACACUCCGUCUCUUCCCCCGUCCCGUGGUGGCGUUCCAGGCCACAUCUUUCCUGGCCUCACGGCCACGGAGAAAUGGAUUCACAGAGAAGCUCUCUCACACGCAGGCAGUGGAGUACUAUGGAGAAUGGGCUCUUAACCCCACUAACCUGGCAUUUCAAAGGAUUCAUAACAAUGUGUAUGACCCAUCUCUAAUCGGCGAUAAGCCUAAGUGGUAUGCUCACCAGUUACAGCCAGUAUUCUAUCGCGUGUAUGAUGGAAACUCGCAUCUGGCAGAGGCACUUAGUGGACCACUGCAGGAUGAGGCCAAUGAUUCAGAUCCUACAGAUGACAGUGGGAGUGACAGUGAUGGAUAUGAUGACUCCAGCUCUUCCUACUCGUCUCUUGGAGACUUUGUGAAUGAGAUGAUCAAAGGAGACAUUCAGGGGGACACACCAAAUGUUGACCCUCUGACUCAUGCUGCACUUGGGGAUGCAAAUGAGGUAGAGAUCCAUGACUUCCAAGAGUUCAAAGAAGAAAGUUUAGAACAAGACCCAGAUCCAGAGUGCCCCCCAGAGGCCUCAGAUGGCCAGCCGCUCCGGUCCAGCUCCAGCACCACAGCCAGUUCCAGCCCCAGUACAGUCAUUCAGGGAGUUAACCAUGUGAGUACAGAGCAGAAAGAACCCGUUGAGAUCGAGGCGCCAAGUAGCGUUGCUCUCCCGAACUCUGCUCCAAGAUUGGAUGUGCCAUCUUUUACAAGACCCGUACCCGAGCCGGUCCCUGUGGAUCCAGCCAGUAAGAAGCAAGAGUAUGAUAAUCCUUAUUUUGAGCCCCAGUAUGGCUUUCCUACAGAGGAUGAAGCUGAAACAGAAGAGCAGGAGGAAAGCUACACACCACGAUUCAACCAGAAUCUUAAUGGCAACAAACCAUCUCGGCCGUUGAGACCCAACAGUCUGAAGCUUCCAGGGGAAUCUGAUGGAGAAGGAGAUUCCAGAAAUAGCUCUCCAAACUCCACCAUUUCCAACAACAGCAACGAUGGUUUCGGGGGGCUCAUGAACUUUGCCAGUAACCUGUAUAAAAACCACGGCACCAGCUUUAGUCUCUCUAGUCUGGCUCUGCCCAAUAAAGCCAGAGAGAAGAAUACACCCUUCCCCAGCCUCAAAGAAUAUUUUAAUUUUGAUUUAACAGAGGACACAGAUCAAGUAUUUGGGCUAAAUUCUCUUAUGGAGAUUGUAACAGAGAUCGGCCCGGGGAGCGGAGAAGGUGCCCGAGCUCCCAGAGCGCUGGUAGAUCAGAAAUCCUCAGUUAUUAAACACAGUCCCACUGUCAAGAGAGAGUCUCCAUCUCCUCAGGGCAGAGCAAACAACACUAGUGAGAACCAGCAGUUUUUGAAAGAGGUGGUCCAGAGUGUGCUCGACGGGCAGGGUGUGGGCUGGCUGAACAUGAAGAAGGUACGACGCCUGCUGGAGAACGAACAGCUGCGUGUCUUUGUGCUCAGCAAACUCAACCGUGCGGUCCAAUCAGAGGAGGAUGCUCAGCAGGAAAUUAUAAGAGAUGUGGAGAUCAACAGAAAGGUCUAUAAAGGCAUGUUGGACAUAUUAAAGUGCACGGUGUCUAGUUUGGAGCACUCCUACACUAAUGCUGGGCUGGGAGGCAUGGCCAGUGUGUUCAGUCUGCUUGAGAUAGCACGGACCCACUACCAAACCAAAGAUCCAGAGAAGCGGAAACGGAGCCCCACGGAGGGUGUAAGCAGCCCAGGCAGUAAGGAGAGCCCAUCGGGCCGAAUGGAGAGCGCCAGGGCAGCAGGCGUGCUACUGGUUCCCCGUAUCCAGUUGCCGCCCCCUUCCUCUGUAAAAACAUCACGGCACUUUGAUACGCGGAGUCUGAAUGAGGAGAAUUUUAUUGCGUCUAUUGAAUUGUGGAGCAAGCACCAGGAUAACAGAAAGCAAAAAGCUUUGGAAAAAGAACAGAGGGCGGAUGGCACAAAGCAGCGAGUGGAAGGUGCUGAUACAGAAGAGAAGAAAUCUCAGAUCAGUGCUGACAGUGGACUCAGUGUGACCUCUGGCUCACAGAAGAGUGACACAGAGUCCCUGGCGAGCUCCGAGCCUCCGGCUCUAAAAAGAAGCACCAGCCAGGACUCAGAGGCCAGCACAGUGGUGAGUAACAGCUCAGGUGAGACGCUGGGUGCGGACAGUGACCUCAGCAGCACUGCUGGAGAUGGCCUGACGGGCAGACACACUGCCCAUCUCAACCUGUCCCGUGGCACACUGUCUGACAGUGAGAUUGAAACCAACCCUGCGACCAGCUCGGUGUUUGGCAAGACCCAUAAGCUGAAGCCGGGAGUAAAGGAGCCUGUGGUUGUUAAUAAGGGAACACCAGUUCCACCUCAUGAGGACUUAAGUAUGAGGAUCUAUCUAUGUGAGGGGCUGCUGGGGCGAGAUAAGAGCUCGGUUUGGGACCAGUUGGAGGAUGCUGCCAUGGAAACGUUUUCUCUGAGUAAGGAACGCUCUACACUCUGGGACCAGGUGCAGUUUUGGGAAGAUGCCUUCCUGGAUGCAGUCAUGUUGGAAAGGGAAGGCAUGGGGAUGGAUCAGGGUCCACAUGAAAUGAUGGACAGAUAUCUAUCUCUUGGCGAUCAUGACCGCAAGAGACUGGAAGAUGAUGAGGACAGAUUAUUGGCCACUCUUCUGCACAACAUGAUCGCCUACAUGCUUAUGAUGAAGGUCAGUAAGAAUGACAUAAGGAAAAAAGUUCGGCGUCUAAUGGGGAAAUCUCACAUCGGCCUCACACACAGCCAGGAGAUCAAUGAAGUCCUAGAUCGCGUUGGAAACUUGAGUUGUCGGGAACUUCCCAUAAGGCCGAGCGGCAGCCGGCACAUUAAGAAGCAGACUUUUGUUGUGCAUGCUGGGACAGAUACCACCGGCGACAUAUUUUUCAUGGAGGUGUGCGAUGACUGCAUUGUCUUGCGGAGUAACAUUGGUACAGUCUAUGAGCGCUGGUGGUAUGAGAAGCUCAUAAAUAUGACCUACUGCCCUAAGACCAAAGUAUUGUGUCUGUGGAGGAGGAAUGGCCAAGAGACACAGCUCAAUAAGUUCUACACCAAGAAGUGUCGGGAACUCUACUAUUGUGUCAAAGACAGCAUGGAGCGUGCUGCUGCACGACAACAAAGCAUUAAACCAGGUCCAGAACUGGGAGGAGAGUUUCCGGUUCAGGAUAUGAAGUCAGGAGAGGGUGGUCUCCUUCAGGUCACAUUGGAAGGCAUCAACCUCAAAUUUAUGCACAGCCAGGUUUUCAUAGAGCUGAGUCACAUUAAAAAGUGCAAUACAGUGAAAGGAGUCUUUGUCCUGGAGGAGUUUGUUCCUGAAACUAAAGAAGUGGUGAUCCACAAAUACAAGACUCCUAUGGCACAUCAGAUCUGUUACUCGGUGCUCUGUCUCUUCUCCUACGUGGCGGCAGUCAAGGGGAAAGAGGCGGAGGGCAAACCCAAGAUGCUGUCCCCUCGUCCACUACCAAGCUAGUAAAGCGCACAUCUCUACUACGUUCACUUCAACCUGCUCCUGAAAUACCUGCAAUAUGUUCUCUACAACCUAACUCGACGACUAUCCUGCCAAGCUUUUAAAGACCCAAUACUGAUUUUCAGAUGUAUUUACAUAUUCUCCACAUAAAGCAACAGCCUGUAUGCAUAAACGAUUUAAUCACAUACUCCAAGCAUAUGGACGACAACCAGGACAAGAUUGAUGUUGACGUAUCUACACGCUUUUUAUUAUUUAUUUCGACCAGAGGCAUUUGCAUGCAGGUCCCUUGCCCAUCUCUCGCGAGUUGGCACUGGCAUGCAAAAUAUCAGUUGAAUGUGUUGAGCGCUCUCGCCCCUGCUCCCCUUGUCCGACCUCCUCUGAAAUAAGUCCACAGACUGUGUAAUUACUAUUUAUGUGCUAAGUUGUACUGUAAACUCCGGUCUGUUAUGUCUGUGGUGGGUAAAAUGUUAAAAAGUCUUUGCAAUCCAACGCUGCCACGUAUGAGGGGUUUCGCCAUAACCGCCCGCGACGAAGCAGCUGUUUUAUUCGUAAAUGUUCCAUUUGCCCUUCUUCACCUGCUGUAAGUGCUCUAAAGUCUGUAUAUCUCUUUAGCUAUGCCACGUAAGGCUCAAACUACUGUACUAGCUGUAAAGAACCCUGUCUGUGAACUGCUGUGUUAAGAUGCAUGUCACUUUAAGAAAUAAGAUUUAAAAAAAUAAGAUUAACUACUGUACAUUUCACUAAAGCAAUGUUGAAACAAUGUCAAAAAUGUCAAGACACUGUAGUUUGUUUUCUGGAUGUGCAAUACUAUCACUAGUGGGUACAAAGAACAAGUCCAGGCAUUCCUUCAGAUAUUCACUGUCCUCCGGAGCUCAUGGUGUGGAUAUCAGAGAGUGGAUCAGGAAUCAGUUUUAUGUUUUCUGGUUGUUGUUUUUGACGCAACAAACCAAACUGGCAUUAUUGAUUUCGAAAACAGCAGCAUUAGGAGAUCUGUUAUGACAGAAAAGUUUACCGAAGUUGCUGCUGAAACACUGAUGAAGCAAGAUGUUGUCUGCUCCAAAAUGUCCUAUUUAAAGUGUCUCUUCUUGCUUGUGUGUGUGUGAGAGAUUGUGUGUUUGUCUUAGAAACAAAGAGGGCCAGAGAGUGUCUGUUCAUGUGCUCAGACCAUCUCUUCAGGACUACUAGCUGGAGGAAUACAUAUUAUUUUAAUGCGUUUUAUGUUUUGCUCUCAUUUUUAAUAGAUUUACAUGUACAGUAUGAAUGUGCACACAACAAAGCGUGGUGUUUUGCUUCUCCAUAAAGUAUGCAGACUGCAGAUGGACAUGACAAGGUCACUUGCUAUUGAUAUUGCUUAGAAAUGUAUAUAGCACAAACCUGAUUUCCCCAGGGUCCAGGUCUCCGAAAACAGAUGUUGUGAGUUGGACGGUGGAUCGGGUCUGUAGUUUAAAGUGUGUGAGAGAGAUACAGAUGCACAUAUGUUUGUUUGGGUUUUCAUUUUUGUCCGUGUAUUAUUUAGAACAAGAGAGAAAGGAAAAAUCAAGAUAUUGGAUGUAAAUAUUAAAAAAUAUUUAUAGAACCUGUACAGCUUUGGCAAUAUGAAAAUAAAAGAUGUCCAACCCAAA
Messenger RNA from Misgurnus anguillicaudatus (oriental weatherfish), 7119 nucleotides. It is a transcript of the gene madd, whose product is annotated as MAP-kinase activating death domain. The record is from RefSeq and is a predicted model, not a curated record. Gene Ontology annotation, molecular function: guanyl-nucleotide exchange factor activity. Gene Ontology annotation, biological process: regulation of Rab protein signal transduction; regulation of apoptotic process. Lineage: Eukaryota; Metazoa; Chordata; Actinopteri; Cypriniformes; Cobitidae. Gene Ontology annotation, cellular component: cytosol.